Molecule: messenger RNA, 1119 nt
Organism: Anguilla rostrata (American eel)
Lineage: Eukaryota; Metazoa; Chordata; Actinopteri; Anguilliformes; Anguillidae
Product: myb/SANT-like DNA-binding domain-containing protein 4
Exons: 3
Coding region: 201-935 (244 amino acids)
Cellular component (GO): nucleus
Source: RefSeq, a predicted model, not a curated record
UCAAACAUCUUAAUAAUUACACUUAAGAAUCUCAUAAGAGCUUACUUUGGAGUGAAAUCAUUCUUUGCUUAAAGUGGUCGGUAAAACAGAGUUAUCAAGCAGCUUACACUUUUUCAUAGAUAAGUCUUGAGACAUUCUCAAGAGUAACGCUUAAGUGUGUUUUUGCGACAAUCACAGGUGCUGCAAAUAAAAGGAUUAAGAUGAUGUCAUCAAUUGCCAAAAUUGCUAAGAGAGAAGAACCAAUCAGCUUUUGGGAAAUGUGUUCUAUUGAUGGGUCAACAGAAGUUUUCAAUAAAGUUAAACACACCCUCAUUAUGAAAGCUCCCUUGUUGUCUAAUGGUAGUCAAAUGGAUGUGAAAAGAAAGCAGAAUUGGACUGUGGAAGAAACGGUGAUGUUGGUAGAGGAGGUGGAGGCAAAGAAGGAAAUAAUUAAGGGAAAAUUUAGCCCCACACUUACAAGUCGACACAAAAAAGAAGUUUGGAAGCAGAUCGCAGACAGCAUUAAUGCGAGCUUCUCCUCCACCAUUCGGAGUCCACAGGAAUGCGAAAAGAAAUGGUACAAUGUUUUAUCCAAAGCGCAUCAGGAAAUCUCCACUGUCAAGAAGGCAACAUCUGGCACUGGUGGAGGUCCUGCGCCUAAACCUUUAAGCGCAGUGGCAGAAGUAGUUCUCCACAUCCUUGGAGAAAACAAUGCCACAAUCAGUGGAGUGGGUGACUGUCAGGAUGCUGCACUACUCAAACUGCAGGCCGUAGUAAGUAAUGUAGAUGAAAACACCAUCUCGUCCCCUCAUGAGCUGCCUGUGGAGCUUCCAGGACCAUCUGGCAUUCCCUCUCCAGCAGCAGGCCCAGAGCCCCGGCUCCCUGAGCCCCCACUGGCCACUGCCACUCCACGGCUCAACCCGGACGAGGUGGAGGACAUGGAUGCACUGCGGUGAGAAGAGUUGCGGAUGAGCAUAAUAGUUUUAAGGAUGAAGGAGCAUUAUUAUGAACUAAAAAUAAAAAAGAUGAAACCUUGCUUAUUGCUGUCUUUUUAAAAAAAUCCACUCAGCACUUAUAAUCAAUAGAUUGGGGGCAGGAGUGCAACGGGAGCAAAAUAAAAAUGUAUUUAUUACCCAAAAG